Messenger RNA from Lacerta agilis (Sand lizard), 1698 nucleotides. Its product is annotated as vomeronasal type-2 receptor 26-like. Gene Ontology annotation, biological process: G protein-coupled receptor signaling pathway. The transcript is spliced from 5 exons. Lineage: Eukaryota; Metazoa; Chordata; Lepidosauria; Squamata; Lacertidae. Gene Ontology annotation, cellular component: membrane. The record is from RefSeq and is a predicted model, not a curated record. Gene Ontology annotation, molecular function: G protein-coupled receptor activity. Bases 1 to 1698 code for a protein of 565 amino acids.
AUGGUUGAUUCCCCCCACUUCCCACAUCAAUAUUAUCAGUCAGGGGACCUAACGAUUGGAUUUAUGGUUACUCAGUAUGGCUACUUAUAUGAUGAACUAUCAUUCAGAAGAAAUCCCACAACUGAGUAUCUGGAAGAACUAACACUUAUUUCAAGGACAAAGAGCUACCAGCGGAUCUUGUCCUUGGCAUUUGCUGUCAAGGAGAUAAACGAGAACCCCGAACUUCUACCAAAUGUCAGCCUUGGCUUCCACAUUUAUGACAGUUAUACAAAUGCAAGGAUGACUCAUCAGAACACCCUGAAACUUCUUUCCAGUCAUAAAACUGUUGUCCCCAACUUCAAAUGCAAUAAGCAGAAGAAUCUGAUGGCCGUCAUUGGAGGACUUGACUCUGAAAUCUCCCUUUACAUGGCUACUCUUUUAGGCAUCUAUAAGAUUCCACAGCUUCACUCUUUCUUGCAAAGUACCUCCUUUAACAACAGUGCUGGUGACAGGGUGUCAUUUGAUGAUAAUGGUGAAUUAGUAUCUGGAUUUGAUAUUGUAAACUGGGUACUUUUCCCAAACCAAUCGUUUUUACGAGUGAAAGUAGGAGGGAUGGAUCCACAGGCUUUACCAAAUCAGAAAUUCACAGUGAAUGAAGAGGCUAUCACAUGGCACAGAACAUUUAACCAGGUGCUGCCACUUGCCAGAUGUAAUGAUCACUGUCAUCCAGGCUACAGCAGAAAAAAGAAGGAGGGGGAGCCAUUUUGUUGCUAUGAUUGCACUCCGUGUCCGGAUGGAAAGAUUUCAGACCAGAAUGAUAUGGACAACUGUUUCCAAUGCCCAGAAGGUCAAUUCUCAAACAAGAACAAAGAUAACUGCCUUCCUAAGACCCUUAACUUUCUCUCUUUCACGGAGCACUUGGGGAUCACUUUAGCCUUCUUUAUUUUGUUUUCUUCUCUAAUCACAGCUGCAGUGCUGGGGAUAUUCAUUAAGAACAAGGACACCCCAAUCGUCAAAGCCAACAAUCGGGAGCUCACCUACUCUCUUCUCAUCUCUCUGUUGCUUUGCUUCCUGUGCUCCUUGCUAUUCAUUGGCCGACCUAACAUAGUGACCUGCUAUUUAAGACAAACAGCGUUUGGUAUCAUAUUCUCCGUGGCUGUCUCCUGCAUUUUAGCAAAAACCAUUACUGUGGUUUUGGCUUUCAUGGCCACCAAGCCAGGAUCCAGGAUGAGAAAAUGGGUGGGGAAAAGAUUGGCCAGUUCUGUUCUUCUUGGCUGCUCCACUAUUCAAGCCAUUAUAUGUGCUCUUUGGUUAUGUACUGCUCCUCCAUUUCCACAUUUUGAUAUGCAUUCUCUGACAGAAGAAAUCAUACUGGAAUGCAAUGAAGGGUCUGUGACUCUGUUUUAUUGCGUUCUAGGGUACUUAGGAUUUCUGGCCACUGUCAGCUUCGUUGUGGCUUUUCAGGCCAGGAAGUUGCCAGAUAGUUUCAAUGAAGCCAAGUUCAUCACUUUCAGCAUGUUGGUCUUUUGCAGUGUUUGGUUGUCUUUUGUUCCUUCUUAUUUAAGCACAAAAGGAAAAUACAUGGUGGCUGUGGAGAUCUUCUCCAUUUUGUCCUCUAGUGCUGGGUUACUAGGUUGCAUCUUUGCCCCCAAAUGCUACAUAAUUAUCUUGAGGCCUUCCUUGAACACAAAGGACCAGCUAAUAAGGAGGAAUAUCUAG